Eucalyptus grandis is the source of this 2285-nucleotide messenger RNA. RefSeq names its product cytochrome P450 720B2. The record is from RefSeq and is a predicted model, not a curated record. Gene Ontology annotation, biological process: sterol metabolic process; brassinosteroid biosynthetic process; multicellular organism development. The coding region runs from base 496 to 1992 and encodes 498 amino acids. The transcript has 11 exons. NCBI's taxonomy places the organism in Eukaryota, Viridiplantae, Streptophyta, Magnoliopsida, Myrtales, Myrtaceae. Gene Ontology annotation, molecular function: monooxygenase activity; heme binding; iron ion binding.
GCUUGCCAAUAUGAAGUUUCAAGCCUUUCUUGUGCAUAAAGAUAACGUUCCAGUGGUUUCGUAUUGACUAUCAUGUCUCACAGUUUUUUCUUGAAGCAUUGGAGGAACUCCGAAAGUUACUGAAGAAACAUUAUACACAUCAACAAAAGAGAGAUGUUGAUUAUUUGACAGAUUACGGUUGAUUUUUCUAUUGUCUAGAUUCAAAGUGGGAAGAUCAUAUAUUCUUUCUGGGCACGCCUCAGCCAAGAAGUAUUCCACAUCAAGUUCUCUAUUCUCUUUGACGAUUCAAAACUGGAGUAGUUAAGGAGAGAAGCAUAGAGAUUAGCCAGUGCUUUGUGCUUCCCACUUCGCUUCAAAGUUUAAAGUCUCUCUGCCAAGUAACCCUGGAAUUGUCGUCGCAGGUGAACGCGCCAGAAAUCUAUUUGCACUUCAUCUACUCUUACAAACAUUUGAGGUUUGCUCCGAUCUCUAUCCCGAGCUGAGCUAAUCACCAAAAUGAGAGAAACGACAUCUGGUUCAAGAGACCGUUGGCCAUUAAGCUCCGUGAUCAUCCUCGCGACGACGCUGGUAUUUAUCGCUUUUCUCGUGAAGUUAAUUUCCGAGACGAAGAAGAGAAGAAGCGGAAGAGGAGGCAGCAGUGGCGGGUACAAGUUGCCACCGGGGAGUAAAGGGUGGCCGCUGGUCGGGGACACCUUUGCCUGGUUUGGUGCAGUGGCGAGUUCACACCCGCCUCGUUUCGUCAAGCAACAAGCCAAAAGGUAUGGGAAGAUAUUCUCGUGCAGCCUGCUGGGGAAGCAGGCGGUGGUGUCGGUGGACCCAGCAUUCAACCGGUUCGUGAUGCAGAACGAGGGUAAGCUCUUCCAAUCGAGCUACCCGAAGUCGUUCCGGGACUUGGUGGGAAAGAACGGAGUGAUCACCGCCCAAGGAGAGCAGCAGAGGAAGCUCCACGGCAUCGCCUCCAACAUGAUGCGCCUGGAGAAGCUCAAGUGCCACUUCCUGGAGGACAUUCAGCUUGUCAUGCUUCGGAGCAUCUGCGAUUUUCCGGACAAUCAAGUCAUCGUCCUACAAGAUGUUUGUAGAAAGGUGGCAAUAAAUCUGAUGGUGAAUCAACUGCUGGGGAUGACCAGCGAGUUGGACAUCGACAACAUGGCUCGGCACUUCUCUGACUUUGUCGAUGGUUGUCUCUCUCUUCCCAUCAACUUGCCCGGCUUUGCCUACCACACUGCCAUGAAGGCUAGGAAUAACAUAGUGAGCAAGAUAAACGAGACGAUUGCGAAGAUUAGGAGACUGCAAGGCUCGGCAGAGGUGGGCAAUGGCGUGCUCGGAAGACUGCUCAGUGAAGAGAGCCUUCCCGACGAAGCCAUCGCCGACUUCAUCAUCAAUCUGAUCUUUGCUGGGAACGAGACCACUGCGAAAACCAUGCUUUUCGCCAUCUACUUCCUCACUAAGUGCCCCAGAGCUUUGAAGGAACUCCGGGAAGAGCAAGAGGGUUUACGGGGGCACAAUGCAGCUGAAGCUGAGAUGCUCACAUGGCAGGACUACAAAGCAAUGCCCUUCACACAAUGUGUGAUAGACGAGACACUGCGACUUGGGGGGAUUGCAAUCUGGUUGAUGAGGGAAGCCAAGGUGGACGUUGCGUAUCAAGACUAUGUCAUCCCCAAAGGAUGCUUUGUCGUCCCAUUUCUUUCAGCCGUGCAUCUGGAUGAGGACUUGUACCCAGGAGCUCUCGACUUCAAUCCGUGGAGAUGGUUGAACCCCGAUAAUCAGGAAAAGAGAAAUUGGAGGAAUAGUCCAUUCUAUGCACCGUUUGGUGGAGGUGCUCGAUUCUGUCCAGGGGCAGAACUAGCUCGCCUUCAGAUUGCUCUCUUUCUCCACUAUUUUGUGACUAAUUACAGGUGGACCCAAUUGAAGGAAGAUCGGAUGACCUUCUUCCCCUCGGCGAGGCUAGUCAAUGGAUUCCAAGUGCGCUUGAACAGGCGAAGUCAACUUUGAUUGAUUCGCCCAAGUGACCCCAAAAAUUGCUAGUGCUGUAAAUACAACUUAAUUUUCUGUUCUUUUUCCACAUUUACAGAAGUAGAAAUUUCACUGUUUGUGUUGUUCUCAAUUUCUCUCGCUGCUUUCGACAUUAAGAAGGAAGAAAGGGACGAGCCGAUGUGAAACCUUUUCAAUUAAGAGUCCCACGAAAUUUGUGACCGACGGGAAAUGCACGUAAUGAUACACUUCAAUGAUUUUGAAGUGCAAAAAUGAUUUUUUUUUUUUUUUAAUGUUACAUGGAUUUAGUUUUA